Culex quinquefasciatus (southern house mosquito) is the source of this 1218-nucleotide messenger RNA. RefSeq names its product protein Cep78 homolog. The annotation marks the transcript as partial. Gene Ontology annotation, cellular component: centrosome. The record is from RefSeq and is a predicted model, not a curated record. Gene Ontology annotation, molecular function: protein binding. NCBI's taxonomy places the organism in Eukaryota, Metazoa, Arthropoda, Insecta, Diptera, Culicidae. The transcript has 3 exons.
GUGACGCAACGCGGAGAAAUAUCUCAGCAACCCUUGAAUGUCCAAGCGCACUUUUUCCAGUUGACAUCUCGCGCGCGUUGAAAACUAGAAAAAAUGGCCUCCGAGCAACCGGAAGUGGACCCGCCAAGGCGAACCCGCAGCCAGACGGCAUUCUUCCGGCGAUAUUUGACGCUAUGCAAGGCGAAAAAUGUCCAGCCGUUGGGCGAGCUGAUCGGAACUUGUGGUGAUGGUGCCGCGGCCGCGAUGUGCCGCAAGCGGCCACGGGAUGGCACCCGGAAGUUGUACCCGUCGAUUGAGUUUUACGGCGAUCGGUUCAAGGAGGCGGACUGGCAGCUGGUGAUCGGAGCGCUGGCCGAGGACACCACGCUGCAGAUGGUGGCCAUUCGGCUGAGGAAGGUUUUUGAUGGGCUCCUCGAAAACAGCGAUUUUCGUCCGGAUGUCCCCCUUAUUGAGCAACCCGUCAUCCUGACCAAGCGAUUGUUCUCACGACUCAUCGAUUCGUUGACCCAAUUCCUGAUCCUUAACCAAAAAGUUCGCAUUUUGACGCUCGAGGCACUCCCAAUUCAAGGACCGCACAUGAGUUCGCUGGUUGAAGGCCUCCAGCAGAACCUCUCCAUCACCGAGCUGAGCCUGGCGCGGUCCGCCAUCAAGGACGACGGCUGCAAGGCGGUCUGCCGUGCGAUCAUGAACCUACCGAAGAUCGUUACGCUCAACCUGACCGCGUGCCACCUAUCAAUGGCGGGCUGCUGUGCGGUGGCCGAGUUGGUGCGCUUUCAGAAAAUCCAACGCUUUGCCGAAAGCUGGGAGUGUUCGCUGCGGUACCGGGAAAUCGACACCGGUAAGAUGCAGGGACUGCGGCACAUUUUACUCAACGGAAAUCCCGCCAUAGGGGAUGGCGGGCUGUGCGAGCUUACCGAGCAGCUCAAAGACGACGAGUGGAUCCGACAGAUACAGUUUCGCAACUGCGGGCUGACUGAUGAGGGAGCGAAAUUUCUAGUCGAUUGCCUUAACAUUAACAAAACUAUCAAGGAAUUUGAUAUUCGUGGCAAUGCUGGGAUUUCUGUGCAAAUGUGCAAUGAGAUUCUUACGAAACUGGGCGUUGACGUCGAUUCUUCCGACAGUAGUUUGUCGAUGACAAACAGAAGGCCGAAAGGACCGCCGAGAAUGAAGCCUUCCGAGCAGAUUAGAUGCUUGCAGCAACAGCUGUCAGCCGAGCAG